Artibeus jamaicensis (Jamaican fruit-eating bat) is the source of this 1556-nucleotide messenger RNA. It is a transcript of the gene KCNK17, whose product is annotated as potassium two pore domain channel subfamily K member 17. NCBI's taxonomy places the organism in Eukaryota, Metazoa, Chordata, Mammalia, Chiroptera, Phyllostomidae. The coding region runs from base 96 to 1130 and encodes 344 amino acids. The record is from RefSeq and is a predicted model, not a curated record. Gene Ontology annotation, molecular function: potassium ion leak channel activity. Gene Ontology annotation, biological process: stabilization of membrane potential; potassium ion transmembrane transport. Gene Ontology annotation, cellular component: membrane. The transcript has 5 exons.
GCUGUCCAGCACGCGCCUCCUUUGCUGAGAAAACUGGGCACAGGCAGCCACUAGCCAGAGAAGGGGCCACAAAACUCCUAUUUCCACCUCCGUCCAUGGCUCCCGGCUCCAGCCUCCUGGUCUGUUCUACUAUGUGCAAGCAGAGAGCCCGGGCAGCGCCCAAGGGCAAGGCCCAGGGCUGCGCGGUGCCGGGCAUCGUGCUCUUGCUACUCACCUACUUGGCCUACCUGGCACUGGGCACUGGCGUGUUCUGGAUGCUGGAGAGCCCCGCGGCGAAGGAUUCCAGCGCGAAAUUCCAGCGCGACAAGUGGGCGCUGCUGCGGAACUUCACGUGUCUCGACAGCUCGGCGCUGGACUCGCUGAUCCGGGGCAUCGUCCAUGCGUACCAAAGUGGGGACAUCGUCCUCGGCAACACCACCAGCAUGGGACGCUGGGAGAUCAUGGGCUCUUUCUUCUUUUCCGUGUCCACCAUCACCACCAUUGGCUACGGCAACCUGAGCCCCCACACAAUGGCCGCCCGCCUCUUCUGCAUCUUCUUUGCUCUGGUGGGAAUCCCACUCAACCUGGUGGUGCUCAAUCACCUGGGGCACCUCAUGGUACAGGGAGUGCACCGCUGUGCCCGCAGGCUGGGCGGCACCUGGCAGGACACAGCCAAGGCCCGCUGGCUGGCAGGCUCCUGCGCCCUCCUCUCCGGCCUCCUGAUCUUCCUGCUGCUGCCCCCGCUGCUCUUCUCCUACAUGGAGGGCUGGAGCUACGUGGAGGGCUUCUACUUCGCCUUCAUCACCCUCAGCACCGUGGGCUUCGGGGACUACGUGAUUGGCAUGGACCCCUCCCGGAGGUACCCACUGUGGUACAAGAACACAGUGUCUCUGUGGAUCCUCUUCGGGAUGGCAUGGCUGGCCUUGAUCAUCAAACUGAUCCUCUCCCUGAUGGAGACCCCAGGAAGAUCGUGUUCCUGCUGCCACCACAGCUGCAAGGGGGACUCCAAGCCCCAAGGCUGGAGGCAGGGCCCAGAUGAAGAGGCAGAGCCCCACUGCCCACAACCCGGCUGCUAUCGGGAGAGGCCUGUGGAAACCGCACAGCAUCCGGAACCCUCCACUCAGGUCUCGUGCUGCGGAAAGCACAGCUAGUUCUACUCUAGUAUUUGUUCCACCUUCUUCUUCAGUAACAAGACUCCUUAUUUUAAUCUUGCACAUGACCACCCAGACUAAAGACUACGUUUUUUUUUUUUGUCUUCUCUUGAGGUUAAGGGCAGCUACAUGAUUAGAUUCUGCCCAAUAGGAUACAUAAAGAAGUAUCCUGUGUGACACAUGAAUGUGUUUUUCAGUUCAGGGCAGUGUGUGCUUUUCUUCCCCACUCCCUUUUUUUUUCAGCUGACUACAAUGCUGUUAUGGUGGCUGGAGCUCCAGCAGCCAUAUUGCACCAUGAGGUGGGGUCAUAUUUGUUAUGGGUGGCACAAUAAAAUAGGAAGAGCCUGGAUUUCUAAUGGUUACAGAGAUACCAUAACAAACCUGGACUAAAUACUGCCAGACUUCACUAAUGUGAGAGAGAAAUAA